Messenger RNA from Phragmites australis (common reed), 2842 nucleotides. RefSeq names its product phragmoplastin interacting protein 1-like. NCBI's taxonomy places the organism in Eukaryota, Viridiplantae, Streptophyta, Magnoliopsida, Poales, Poaceae. The record is from RefSeq and is a predicted model, not a curated record. The coding region runs from base 39 to 1880 and encodes 613 amino acids. Gene Ontology annotation, molecular function: RNA binding; zinc ion binding. The transcript is spliced from 8 exons.
CAGCCGCAGCCGCACGGGUCGAAGAGGCAGCAGCAGCCAUGGUGCUCGCGCGCAAGAAGCUGAAGCAGAAGCUCCACACCCUCGUCCCCUCCGGCGACGCCGAGGCGGCAGAGCAUGAAGCGGAGGCGCAGGCCGUGAAGGAGCGGCUCACCUCCUCCAAGCGCCCCCGCCCCAGGCGGCCCAAGAAGUCCAAGAAGUCGCUCCCUGAAGAAGUGUGGCAGACGGAGGAGGAGUGGAGGAAGGAGGUGGAACGGAGGAGGGAGGAGAGGAGGAAUAAGAAGAAGGAGAAGAGGAGGAUCAGGAGGUUGACGGAGGCGGAGGCCGCGGCGGCGGCGACACAGCAGUCGGGAGGGGAAGCGGAGGCCAAGGAAGAGACGGUGGAAGUGACCGACCCUGCUGUCGGGUCCGAGCAUCCGGUUGAGGCAGAGGAUAGGGAGCAAACUAUAAAGAAUGUGGAAGUGCCUGAACCAAGAGUUAGGUCCAACAAUCCCGUCGUUGCAGAUAAUAGGGAGCAAAAUCACAAGGUGGAAGUGGCCAAAUCUGGAGCUGGGUCCAACAAUCCUGUCUUCACAGAGAAUAGGGAGCAAAGCAUAAAGAAGGUGUAUGUUGGUGGCAUCCCAUACUAUUCAUCGGAGGAUGACAUAAGGAGUUUCUUUGAAGGGUGUGGAAGUAUCACAGCUAUCGACUGCAUGACUUUUCCCGAGAGUGGGAAAUUCAGGGGUAUUGCCAUUCUCACAUUUAAGACUGACGCUGCCGCCCAGAGGGCAUUGGCUCUUGAUAGUGCAGAUAUGGGAGGAUUUUAUCUGAAAAUCCAGCCUUACAAAUAUUACCGUGAGAAGGAAGAUUUUGCACCAAAGUUGAUAGAGGGAUACAAUAGGAUAUAUGUUGGAAAUCUACCAUGGGAUAUAACAGAAGAUGAUAUAAAAAAGUUCUUUUCUGAUUGCAAGAUUUCGUCCAUCCGAUUUGGAAGAGACAAGGAGACAAGUGAUUUCAAGGGCUAUGUGCAUGUUGAUUUUUCUGAUGGCACAUCUCUUGCUGUUGCUUUGAAGCUUGACCAGAAGGUGAUUAAGGGACGGCCAGUCAGAAUCAGAUGCGCUGUUCCCAAAAAGGAUAACCAGAAAGUCAAUGAUAAUGGGAACUCGGAUCCUUCAAAGAAUAAGAUCCGGGCAUGCUAUGAAUGUGGCACCCCUGGGCACCUCUCUUCUUCGUGCCCAAAUAAGAAGGAUUCUGAAGUACGGACAUGCUAUGAAUGUGGCAGCCCUGGGCACCUCUCUUCUUCUUGCCCAAAUAAGAAGGAUUCUGAAGUACGGAUAUGCUAUGAAUGUGGCACCCCUGGGCACCUCUCUUCGUCUUGCCCAAAUAAGAAGGGUUCUGAAGUAAUUUCUGAUGAAACGAAGGCUAAUGUUGACUCUGCCACAGCAUCCUCGAAGAAGAGGCGGACAUGUUAUGAAUGUGGGACACCUGGCCAUCUCUCAUCGGCUUGUCCAAACAAAAGGGCAGCAGACUCUGUUUUGAACAACAUGGAGCUUGAUGAUGAUGCAAAGGCUGCACCUACCUUGGUGUCCGAGGAAAAGAAAUUAGGCGAUGAAUCAAAUUCAGCACCUUCGAAGAAGAGGCGGAAAUGCUACGAGUGUGGCAUUUCUGGUCAUCUCUCAUCCGCUUGCCCCAACAAAAAGGCUGCUGAGGUUGUCUGCAAUGAAGAGAAACCUGAUGAUGGCUCAAAUGCUAUUCCUUCAGCCAUUGCCGAUGAAAAGAAGGCCAGUGACGACACAAAAUCUGUGCCUCCAAAGAAAAAGAAGAGACGCACAUGCUAUGAGUGUGGCAUCGCCGGCCAUCUCUCGUCAGAGUGCCCAAACAAGGCAGCUGCUGAGGUCAAAUGAUCUUUUUUGUUCUUCAGGAUUUAACCCCAUUGUAUCGUAUGGUUUGUUCCUUCAUUCGAGCAGCAAAGUUUUUAUCUGUGAAGGAAAAGUGAAGUUUUGUCAGUAGGUUGCAGUCUAGGCACAAUAGACAAGUGUUGUUAUCUUUCCUUACCAAAUUUUGAAUGCAUGAUAAAGUAUACCCGGCCGGGAUUAUUAGAACUUGAUUUGAACACAGUAGGAAGGAAUGAGUUUGUAUCCAUUUCAUUGAUCCAAGGCAGUUGUCGAUGGGGAGAGAUCAACCGCAACAGGGAUCAUUAUUCAGUUUUUGGGAAAGAGUUUGCUGGAAUCACCAUCAUCUAUUACAACUGUUUUGUUGAGAAAAUGUAUCAUUAAUUCAUGAGCUGGGACUGUGGACCGAUCGUGGCACGGGCCGGCGUUCUCCAGGUUUCACGAAGUGAGAAAAAGAAUUGCGCAAGGAACCAGAUUUGUUCUUUGAUACUGCUGCACCAAGAAUUCAGGUUUGACAUACCAAUGGUUCUUGGGUUUUGAUGCAGCGGUUGCGGAAUCUUGAAGUAAAUCAUGAAGCAAAAUUCUACUUUUGAUCUCUUAUGCGGAGAACAACAGACGCAAUACAAGAUGCAAGUUCAGACUGAGGUGGACAGAAAAUCUACUUGGGGCAUGAAUAAUGCUAGGUGCCUAUGACUAGGUGCUUAAGGAAAGAUGAGGUGAAGUUGCAGGGACAAUAAGAAUUCCAAGCGCCAAUCAUCGGUAGCCGCUAAAGGAAACUGCAAAUUGCCCAUUUGUGUCUCUGGACAGAUGAACAUCAUGCUGUCCUGUCAAUGAACAUCUAUUAGAGCAACUUGUGGGAAGAGAACAGUUAUCCUUUUUAUAUUGACUUGGGCUCCGGUGAGGGAUUAUGUUACUUCAGGAUGCAGAAAGGACCAUUUUGCCAACUGUCCUUUGCAAAUCGUUUGAUCCUUGAA